Molecule: messenger RNA, 2935 nt
Organism: Dicentrarchus labrax (European seabass)
Lineage: Eukaryota; Metazoa; Chordata; Actinopteri; Moronidae
Product: thioredoxin reductase 1, cytoplasmic-like
Exons: 15
Coding region: 340-1881 (513 amino acids)
Biological process (GO): glutathione metabolic process; cellular response to oxidative stress; cell redox homeostasis
Cellular component (GO): mitochondrion; cytosol
Molecular function (GO): flavin adenine dinucleotide binding; glutathione-disulfide reductase (NADPH) activity; thioredoxin-disulfide reductase (NADPH) activity
Source: RefSeq, a predicted model, not a curated record
CGCACAUGAUUCACUUUCCCUCUGCUUUCCUUUCAAGAGAACUGCUCAAGUUGUUUUCCACAAAUGUUUCUGUAGAAACAGGAACAUUUCAGGCCCCUGAAGUACCGCACCGAAGGACCACAUACCAGCAGAAAGCCUGUUUAGGUCUCAUCCAAAUAGUAUUGACAUUCCAAACUCCCUGCGAGUUGAUGCCUCCAGUGUAAGAAAGAGCCCAGGGGCCAAAGUCCUUCCUCACUGAGGCUGUUUGUGGGUCUGCGAUUGUAGGACAGAGGCAGGGUAGAGGAAGACGAGGCAGAAGCAGAGGAAGGAUCUCAGUAUCUGGACUUGUAGCGGUGAAUCAUGGAUCCGCCGACCGGGCCGUCCCUGGGGCUUUAUGACUAUGACCUGCUGGUUAUUGGAGGGGGGUCAGGAGGCCUGGCUGUGGCAAAGGAAGCGGCAGAGUUGAUGAAAAAGGUUCUGAUCCUUGACCUUACGGCUCCCUCUGCAAGAGGCACUGAGAGGGUGCUGGGCGGUUCCAGUCUCAACUUGGACAGCAUCAGGAAAUUUCUACAACAGGCCUCUCUACUGGGAGAAGCUAUUCAGGACUCUCAGAAAUAUGGCUGGAGAAUGAAAGAGCCUGCGUCUCAUGGCUGGGGGGAGCUGGCGGGGGCUGUGCAGGAGCAGAUGAAGACUCGCAGUUUGGAGCUGAAGAAGGAGCUGAAGAAGUGCGGAGUCUUUUACCUCAAUGCCCGUGGAGAGAUAGUGGCGCCCCACACAGUGGAGGUGACCGACAUGAACGGGAGGAAGAGGCGUCUGACAGCAGAGACCCUGGUCAUCGCUACAGGGGACAGACCUCAGUAUCCGGGUAUACCUGGAGACAGAGAGUACUGCCUAACCAGUGAGGAUCUCCUCUCCCUGCCUCAGCCCCCUGGUCGGACCCUUGUGGUAGGCGGGUCUGCAGAGGGGUUGGAGUGCGCCGGCUUCCUGUUUGGCCUGCGACUGCCGGUCACUGUCAUGCUGCAACCCGACCUGCUGCCGGGGUUCGAUCAGAAAAUGGCACAGAAGAUAGAGAACCACCUGUUAGUUAGUGGAGUGGACAUCCUUUAUCACAGCUCACUCACCAAGGUGGAGCAGACUGAAGCCUGCAGUCAGGAUGCCAUUUCAGGUGACUCUGCAACUAAACGACAGCAGGUUUCUCAGGGGAGACUUCGAGUGACCAUCAUCUCCAAGGAGGGCCAAACAACACAAGAAGACUUUGAUACAGUGCUGAUCACCGCUGGGAGAAAAGCCCUCACCAGCGACAUUGGCCUGGAGCGUGUUGGUGUGCAGUGCAGCCAGGACACCGGCAGGAUCCUAGUGAACGAGAGGGACCAGACCAGUGUCGAUCAUAUCUACGCCAUCGGAUCAGUGCAGCAUGGACGCCCAUCUGCUACAGGCCUCUCAGUGCAUGCUGGGACACUGCUGGCCCGUCGACUCUACAGAGAAGACAGCAUCUUGUGUGAUUACACCAAUGUGCCCACUGUUGUGCUCACUCCUCUGGAAUAUGCUGCCUGUGGUCUGUCUGAGGAGAAAGCCAAUCUAACAUUUGGAGAAGACAGCGUGGAGGUGUAUCACAGCUACUACUGGCCCCAGGAGUGGGAGCUUCCUGCCAGGAAUAAGAACUCCUGCUAUGUUAAAGUCAUCUGCCACAUCCCCGACCAUGAGCGUGUGGUUGGUCUCCACGUCAUGGGCCCCAAUGCUGGAGACAUCCUCCAAGGCUUCGUUGCAGCGAUGAAAUGCGGCCUUACUAAACAACAGCUGGACGCCACAGUGGGCAUCCAUCCCGGGUCAGCCCAGGUGCUCAGCUCAUUGACCCAAACCCAGCGUAUGUCUGAGGCCUUGAUGAUGAGGGGAAACUGCUGAGGUUAGCCCCCUGCUGUCAGUCACAGUUGCCUAUGGCAACGUUGUAAGACAGCAGGGAAGGGCUUUGCGGUCACCCUGAGUAGUGACGGCGGCAGGAUGGUCAGCUGACCAUCUGAUGACAUCUUCACCUGAAUCCUGACAGACAGGCGGGCGAGGACUGAUGCUCUGCUGCUGACACACUUCUUGUUUUGUGUGUUGUUUGUGUCUGCGCUGCUUUUUAGGUUUGUUUGCAUUUUUUAUGAAUCGUUUGCUUCAAGCAGAACUUUGAAAUAUACAGUACCAUUGAUGCAUUUUUAUGACUCUCAACUUUAAGGAAGAUAAGAUACUCCCCGAGGUUCUGCCUCUGAAAGCCUCUGUAAGCUUUAAUACAGCUGAGUUUUUAAAGGCUGCAGGAGAGUGAUAAGACUCUGGGAUUUGAUGCAUUUACAUGGAGUGAAAGCUCAGGCUUAUACUCUGUGUUUUUAUUGCUGUGGCACAAGCCUCAGGGGUUUUACAGCCUUAAUUUCAUGUAAUGAACUAGACGCGGAUUAUGGAAUUACCCAAAUUAAUUGUGUUUAUCGGCGAACGCACUGGCUUUAAUUGAUGCAUAUGGUGUCUUUAUUGAGACAUUAGGCCUGAGCUCCUGAUGCACUGCCUUGUUUGCUUUUCCUCUUUUAUAUUCUCUCUCUGAUUCUGCACCGCCGAGCACAGCGGCUGUCUUAAAACAACUGUUGAAUAUUCAUGCAGAUCAUUAAGUGAAGUGUCCCAUACAGAUGAAUGCAGGGACCUGAGUGCAGAUAUCUCUUGAAAGCAUGCCGCUGACCCUCUAAGUUUUCCCCGCCACCUCAACUCUACACUCUGCAUUCAAAUCAGGAAAUGUACAUCUGCGAGCGUACAACAUGGGUGUGCUUCAUGCAAGGGCAUCAUUUUCAUUCUCUUGGUGUCCUGCAGCUUGUCACGAGUACAGAGGUUCCCGUCCACUCCAUGUUAAUGCCCGUUUGUGCAUUGUGCUGUCGCUUGCCGAACAAUGCAGCGAUUAGAUGCAAAUUUAAAUAAAGGUUAUCCUCCAGACCAC